Molecule: messenger RNA, 5167 nt
Organism: Arvicanthis niloticus (Nile rat)
Lineage: Eukaryota; Metazoa; Chordata; Mammalia; Rodentia; Muridae
Source: RefSeq, a predicted model, not a curated record
AAUCGAAACUUAACCGGUCACCAUGCAGACGGCGCCUGCACCUCCUGGAUCCCCUUGUCGACCACAGGACUCUGCCCUGACCCCCACGCCCACCAUGCCUCCCCCAGAGGAACCCUCCGGAGACCAUGAACACACCCAAAGCUCUGCGGAGCAAGCCAUAAAGGAGGAAUUUCAGUUUCUGCGCUGCUCGGGCUGCCAGGCUCAAGCCAAAUGCCCUAAACUGCUGCCUUGCCUGCACACGCUGUGCUCCGCAUGCCUGGAGGCGCGCCGUUUUCAGUGCCCCACCUGCCAGGCACCGGACUCGGCCGGUGCUAAUGCGGAGGCCCUGGAUAACGUGUUCUUCGAGAGCCUGCAGCGGCGCCUGGCGGUGUUCCGGCAGAUCGUGGAUGCGCAGGCUGCGUGCACCCGCUGCAAAGAGUCGGCUGACUUCUGGUGUUUCGAGUGUGAACAGCUCAUGUGCACCAAGUGCUUCGAUGCACACCAGUGGUACCUCAAGCAUGAGGCCCAGCCUCUGGACGAGCUCCGCAACAGCUCAGUGAGCGAAUUCCUCGACAGUACGCGCAAGUCCAACAUCUUCUGCUCCAAUUCCAACCACCGCACCCCUACGCAGACUAACAUCUACUGCCGAGGCUGUGCCAAGCCUCUGUGUUGCGCAUGCGCUCUCCUGGACCGCACCCACAGCCAUCUCCAGUGCGAAAUUGGUGAGGAGAUCCAGCAGCGGCAUGAGGAGCUGGGCACCAUGACACAGGCUCUGGAGGAGCAGGGCAGAACCUUCGACAGUGCCCAUGCACAAAUGCGCACAGCCAUAGGCCAGCUGGACCACGCACGCGCGGACACAGAGACACAGAUCCGCGCACGCGUGCGCCAGGUGGUAGAACACGUGCAGGCUCGGGAGCGGGAGCUGCUCGAGGCGGUGAAUGAGCGCUACCAGCGCGACUACCAGGAAAUAGCUGGCCAGCUGAGCCACCUAGAGGCUGUGCUGCAGCGCAUCCGCACUAGUGCAGAGCUGGUCAAGAGGAUGAAGCUCUACGCCUCAGAGCAGGAGGUGCUGGAUAUGCACGACUUUCUGCGCAAGGCACUCUGCCUCUUGCGCCAGGAGGAGCCCCAGAACCAGAAAGUCCACCUGCGCACCAGCGGCUUCGAGGAGUUCAAGUUGUGCCUGCAGGACCUCAUCUCCUGCAUCACCCAGAGGACAGAUGCAGCUGUAGCUAGGAGAGCCAGCCCAGAGGCAGCCAACACUCAGCCAGAGGCAGCCAACACUCAGCCAGAGGCAGCCAGCACUCAGCCAGAGGCAGCCAGCACUCAGCCAGAGGCAGCCAGCACUCACUCAGAGGCAGCCAGCACUCACCCAGAGGCAGCCAGCACUCCUGAGGACUCGACUGAUCUUGAGCAGCCCAAAGAAGUGCAGAGGGCACAGGCUCAGGCCCUGGAGCUGCCUAAGACCCAACCUGUGGCUAUGGUAAAGUCAGUGCCUGGAGCGCACCCUGUACCAGUGUAUGCCUUCUCCAUGAAAGGCCCCACCUACAAAGAGGAGGCGUCUCAGACAGUCAGCCCCAUGAAGAGGAAGUGCUGCCACCCAGAUUGCUACAGGAAGCUCAUCAAGAUGGAGUCCACAGGAGAGAAUGAGGACAGGUUGGACACAGGCUCCCCUGAGCAGCCCAGACCCAGCACUUCCAAGGCCUCACCUCCACAUCUGGAUAGGACUUCCAGCCCUGAGAGCACCGUCCCUGAAAAAGAGACCCCCCUGCCUAUCAACAAUCAUGUUACCAGUAACACAGGGAAAACAGAGGAGCGAGUCGUGGUGAUCAGCAGCUCAGAAGACUCGGAUGCCGAGAAUAUGUCCUCCCACGAGCUGGAUGAUAGCAGCGAUGGGUCCGGUGGCAUCCAGCUGGAGGGCUCUAAUUCCCUCAAUGCCUUGGAUGAGAGCCUCGCUGAACCUGGCUUAGAAGACAGGACCCUGGUUUUCUUUGACCUCAAGAUUGAUGAAGAAACCCAGAAAAUUAGCCAACUGGCAGCCGUGAACCGGGAGAGCAAGUUCCGAGUGCUAAUCCAGCCCGAGGCCUUCAGUGUCUACUCUAAGGCCGUCUCCCUGGAGACGGGGCUGCAGCACUUCCUCGGCUUCCUCACCUCCAUGCACCGUCCCAUCUUGGCAUGUCCUAGGCUGUGGGGGCCCGGACUCCCCAUCUUCUUCCAGGCCCUGAAUGAUAUUAACAAGCUGUGGGAAUUCCAGGACGCCAUCUCGGGUUUCUUGGCGGUGUUGCCCCUCAUCCGGGAACGCAUACCGGGCGCCAGCAGCUUCAAACUUAGGAACCUAGCCAAGACCUACCUGGCGAGAAACAUGAGCGAACGGAGCGCCCUGGCUGCUGUGCUGGCCAUGAGAGACCUGUGCUCCCUCCUUGAGAUCUCCCCAGGACUGCAGCUGGUCCAGCAUAUCUACUCCUUUAGUAGCUUGCAGUGCUUUGCUUCCCUGCAGCCCCUAAUUCAGGCAAAUGUCCUGCCACAGCCUGAGGCCCGCCUCUUGGCCCUCCACAAUGUGAGCUUACUGGAAUUGCUGACUGCGUACCGCAGCCACCGGCAAGAGGGCUUGAAAAAGUAUCUCCGCUAUCUGAGCCUGCAGACCACCCCAUCAUCGGCUUCCACCCAAGUUGCCCAAUUCCUGCAAGCUCUGAGCACCUACCUGGAAGGACUGUUGGAAGGCCAUGCCCCUGCUGGGGUAGAAGACAAUACUGCUUCUCUCUCUGGCAGAGCUGAAAAUAAGGGAUGCCUGGCCUAGCUGCUUAGUACGGAGGGAGGGGCAUUCCUGAGCCAGGCCCCACCCAUUGCUACAUUCCCAGGUCCUGGUCAUUUAGUUCAGAACAGGUGUCCUUUCUCUGGGACCAAACUCCCUUUCUCAAAAAUUCCUGCAGCAGACACCAAAGGCACCCCAGACUUAGACUUCCCUUCUAGAAGCAGAACCAGGAAGGCUUGCAUAAAGUAAAGCAUGGCCUCUGGGUUCUCAAGUGCCCCAGUUACCAGCUACCACUACCACGAGCCUUGCAGCUCUCCCUGGAUGCUCAAUCCAUGUCCCAAGUGACCUGCUGAUGGCCCACAAAUAAUACUUUAGGUGGCACUGGCCGCUAUACCAGCAGCCCCACGAGCACGCAAAGUGCCUUUCGAACCAAAUUGUCCUCAUGAAUUUGGGUUCUCUUGGCCCCAACUGACCAGAGGCCAACCGUGUUCAAUUUUAUUUUUCUCAAAGUAUUUUUGUUCCAGAGGGGCCUUCUAGCAGCAGAGAUCCAGGAACUGUAGUGUUACCAAGUUCUCCGGGUAGUUCUGUAGGCUCAAUUCUGGCCAUCUCUGUUGCCUCAGACCACACAUCCUCCCCCCCACCCAAAGGGAAGCAGAGAAAGCCCCUGGCCAUGCACAUUGAGUAUGAUCAGGAAAAGGCCAGAACACCAGUGUUCUGUGCAAUGGGCUGGCUGACCUGAGGUAUUACCUCAGUCCCCAGCUGGCUCUACUACCCUGGGCUUUCAGGGUUGGGCAGCAGGCUACUGGACCAGCAGAUAAGAUGCAUCCUUCUUAGCCUUGGACCCCAGCUCUCAUUCUGAGCCUUUGGCCCCUGACCUUAUGACCAUCUUGGAGGUCAGUUGUUCCCUGAAGUUGGCUGAGCUGCUGCUGCUGUCCGCCUUCCUCCUUGAGCCAUUCCCUGUUUGCUCCUGGGGUGUUUUCCAGACAGCCCAGAGUGCCAAUCUUGGCAGCUUGAAGGCCUCCACUUUCACAUGGGCGAUGCCUGCUUGCUCACACCUCUCACUCAUCCUAGGGGUGUUGUAAGGCAGUGGUUCUCAACCCUCCCAGUUAAUACAGUUAUUCAUGUUGUGGUGACCCCGACCAUAGCAUCAUUUUGUUGCUAUUUCACGACCAAGUUUGCUAGUUAAUGAAGCCUAACGUAAACAUCUGGUAUGGAGAAUAUCUGAUAUGUGACCCCUAUGAAAGGGCCGUUUGGCCCCCAAAUGGAUCAUAACCAACAGUUGAGAACGGCUGCUCUAAGGCAUUCUGUAGAAGCUCAUUCCUUCCACAGUAAGGCUGAGCUCUGAAAACUGUCUAGAGCUCUGGUUCUGGGUGGGGAUAAGGAUGGGAGAGGAAAGGAAGUUGAGACCCUCGCUUGGCUGUACUGCCAAGGCGGUGCUGGGGCCAUGUCUCAUACCUUGCCUGUCCCUGAACUAAACAGGGCCCACUGAGUUCCAGCCUCAGCAGGCUGCUUGUCUUCAGCUGAUGAUGGGUUAAUGACAGAAGGAAGCCCCGCCCCCAUCACUGCUGCCACAGCCUUUAGCAAACAUGUGAAUCCUGAAACCCUACAAAUCACUCCUCCCUCCUUCCCUAGAGGAGCCUUCAAGCCCCCUCUUUCCUGGGGACAAAAGGCUCUCCCAGGCAUGGGUGAGCAUGUAAUUCCCCAACUUGGCUUUGGGGAGUCUUUCAGAGUCUGGCAGAGCUGGACAUCUCCUUGUCCAGAGCUAAGGACAUUAAUCCUCCAUUUCAAGUAGGGAAACCCAGGUGGACUUUCCUCAGGAUGUUUUCCAAAGGUGAGAAGCACCAACUUCAAGAGUCGCCUCCUAGAGGGGAGCCACGAGCCAGAGACCAGGACCUGCGGGCACAUCGCUGCUGGGUCCUCUCCUGUCUUCAAGUUUCUAGAGCUGGCAAUAAAAUUGUAUAAAUUGAAAAGUGAGGAGCAGUGUAGGGGAUUGGCAACUUGUGGUUCAUCCAUGGUCUUUCAUAUCCUGGAUGGAGCUUAGCUUAGAACUUCCCAACCUUCAGUGCACAGCGUUCUAGGGAAUUGUGCUCCCUGGCUGGGUGAGCUGCCGGGCUUGGUCAGCAGCGCCGCCAGUGUACCUACUUCCUGUCCCGGAUGCCCAAGUUCCACUUCCAGAGUUUUAAUCUCUCAGCUUGACCCUUUGACCAAAAUAUAGCAAAGUUUAAAUACUCUGUGUGUGCCACAUUUUUAAAUUGUUGUCAAGAUGUACCUACCCACAGACACACCAACCAAAACCUUAUUGGUCUGGAAGUUGGGAUUCAGAUUUUGGUAGACUGUGACCCUGAUCUGGUACUCCUAACCCCCUGGUCCUCUGUGAAGUGAGAUAAUGUAUAUUUUUGCUUCAUGAGAUCUUGGCUGGAAUAAAUGGGAAGAUCAGAG